AUGUGCAAAACGUCGCCGGAGACGUUCCAUCGCUCCAGCGUUCUACGACAGCUUGAAACCUGGGCGUGCCCUGGCGUGUGUGUGAGCGAUGCUUUGCAAGACGUUCAAGACCGUGAUGCCUUGAUGGUUCAGCUUGUGUUCGAGGCAGUUCCCACACCAUCUCCAGCUCCUGUUCGUGGAGAAACUCGCGCUGGAGCUCUGCGAGCAGUUGGAUGUGGCAGGCGAUGCCUCAUCGAGGCAGUUUGCUUCAGUUGCUUGCUAGCCUGGAGUUUUGCUGCAUUGCCAAAGCCAUUGCAGCAGAAGGCUAAAGCGCAAGAGCUUUGGCUCUGA
This is a messenger RNA of Symbiodinium natans, 330 nucleotides long. NCBI's taxonomy places the organism in Eukaryota, Dinophyceae, Suessiales, Symbiodiniaceae. The record is from the annotation of a GenBank genome assembly.